Molecule: messenger RNA, 1434 nt
Organism: Lobosporangium transversale
Lineage: Eukaryota; Fungi; Mortierellomycota; Mortierellomycetes; Mortierellales; Mortierellaceae
Product: kinase-like protein
Exons: 7
Coding region: 1-1434 (477 amino acids)
Biological process (GO): intracellular signal transduction; peptidyl-serine phosphorylation
Molecular function (GO): ATP binding; protein serine/threonine kinase activity
Source: RefSeq, a predicted model, not a curated record
AUGCCGGGAGCGAGUGCGAGUACCGAGCAGCUCUAUGAUCGGUCAACCGAGGGGAUCACCAAGUCUGCUUUCGAUCAGUCCGCCGCUGCAAAGUAUCGACUGGAGCAUCAUUUCAGUCUUUCAUUAGAGCAGGCUAUUGAACGGAGUGAAAGGAGGAUAGAACUUGAAAGGAAGCUAGAAACAGAGCCAGGAAGUGUAGAACGCAAGCAUCGCCAGUUGGAGGCAUUGGGUAGAAAAGAAUCGCAGUUUCUGCGACUACGAAGGACGCGCCUGGGAUUGGAAGAUUUUGUGACGGUGAAGGUGAUUGGCAAGGGAGCAUUUGGUGAAGUACGAUUAGUUCAGAAGUUGGACUCUGGCAAGAUCUAUGCCAUGAAGACGCUUCGCAAAGCAGACAUGUUUAAAAAGGAUCAGUUGGCUCACGUUAAAGCUGAGAGAGAUGUGCUGGCAGAGUCAGAGUCCCCUUGGGUAGUCCAGCUGUACUACUCAUUCCAGGACUCCCAUUAUCUCUAUCUCAUCAUGGAGUUUUUGCCUGGAGGAGAUUUGAUGACAAUGCUAAUCAAAUACGACACUUUUUCAGAAGAUGUGACCCGCUUCUAUAUUGCUGAAUGUGUACUUGCUAUCGAAGAUAUUCACAAGAUGGGUUUCAUUCACAGAGACAUCAAGCCAGACAACAUUUUGAUUGAUCGUGAUGGACACAUCAAACUAUCUGACUUUGGUCUCUCAACAGGUUUUCACAAGACGCACGAUUCUCAGUUCUAUCAGCGUUUAUUGGAUGGCCAAAUCAAGGGUGGAAACAGUAAUCAUGAAGAUGGAGUAACGAGAUUGGACACAUCUGUCGAUGCGAUCAACCUCACUUUCUCGAGUAAAGACAGACUGGCCACCUGGAAGAAAAACCGAAGGACUUUGGCUUACUCUACUGUUGGGACACCCGACUAUAUUGCACCUGAAAUCUUUCUGCAACAGGGAUAUGGACAGGAGUGUGACUGGUGGUCAUUGGGCGCCAUUAUGUUUGAAUGCUUGGUAGGAUAUCCUCCAUUCUGUAGCGAGAACGCUCAUGAGACGUACCGUAAGAUUAUGAAUUGGAGGGAGCAACUCUAUUUCCCAGAAGAUGUACAUCUUUCACCGGAUGCAGAGGAUUUGAUUCGCAGGUUGAUUUGUUCACCAGAGAUGAGAUUAGGUAGACAUAGUGUGCAUGAGAUUAUGUCGCAUCCGUUCUUCCAUGGAGUCGACUGGGUUAAUAUUCGCCGAAUGGAAUCGCCUUUUGUUCCAGUACUGACAUCCAUUACAGACACGAGCUAUUUCCCCACAGAAGAUUUGGAUAAAGUCCCAGACCAUCCUGAGCAGCAUGACGAGAAUAGCAAGCAAAAGGAUCUGGCCUUUGUGGGAUACACAUUUAAACGAUUUGAAUCCUUAACUAAACGAAAUGCACUCUAA